This is a messenger RNA of Vigna angularis (adzuki bean), 1344 nucleotides long. RefSeq lists its product as uncharacterized. Gene Ontology annotation, molecular function: nucleic acid binding; zinc ion binding. NCBI's taxonomy places the organism in Eukaryota, Viridiplantae, Streptophyta, Magnoliopsida, Fabales, Fabaceae. The transcript has 2 exons. The record is from RefSeq and is a predicted model, not a curated record. The coding region runs from base 1 to 1344 and encodes 447 amino acids.
AUGGCGCCUAGGCCUCCACCUCCUCCUCCUUCUCAGCCUGAGCUUUAUGAGAACACCAGAAGACUGGAGGCUGUACUUGAGGCUAUGCAACUUCAGAAUGCUGCCUUGAUGCAACAAAACACCAUCGCUCUUCAGAACUUAGAGGCUGCAAGAGUGUCAACUGAGGACACUCAGAGGUACAUCAUGGAGAUGAUGGCUAAUGGAAGACCUACUCCUGGUGCUUCUACUUCUACUGCCAUUCGAGUUCAGGAGUGGAGUUUAGAGAGUUUUCUCCAACACCAUCCCGACAGGUUUACUGGCAAGUGCAGCCCGGAUGAGGCCGAUCAUUGGUUCCAAGAUAUGGAACGAAUCUAUGAAGCUAAAGGGUGUCCGGAUGGGUGGAAGCUGGCCUACACCCAGUACUUGCUGACAGGAGAAGCUGGACAUUGGUGGAACAGUGUGAAGAUGAUCUUGGAGAGAAACGAGACUCCUAUCACUUGGGAGCUAUUCAGAACUAAGUUCUACACUGAAUACUUCCCGGAUAGUGUCCGGUUUGCUAAGGAGGUAGAGUUUCUUGAGUUGGCACAAGGCAACAGGUCGGUAUCGGAGUAUGUUGACCGUUUUAAGCAUCUACUUCGCUUCAACACCAUGACGGUAAAUGAAGAAUGGCAAUGUCGCAAGUUUGAGAACGGCUUGAGGAAGGAUAUAAAGUUGCUGGUGAAAGGAUUCCGCAUUAGGGAAUUCUCUGCUUUGGUGGAGACAGCUCGCGAUAUGGAGAAGACUAAGGGAGAACCAGAGGGGCCUCAAAGACAAGAGAGCCAACCACUGAGGUUGGUGGACCGGUGGUAUCCAGAGGAGGCUCCAGUUUUAGGAGGACCCCUUUCUCUAGACCUACUUCAUCUGGGUCCAAGGGUUGUUUGCCCUCAGCUAGAAGGGUAUAGGAGGUGUAACAUCUGUAGGCGAGAGGGACAUUAUGCCAGAGACUGUCCUACUACUAGAAGGGCAGGACCACAACCACACCAGGCUAGAAGAUCUAGCCAGAGGGGUGGUAAUCGACCACAGGCAGCAGAGAGAGUCUACACAUUGACUGGAGCUAAGGCAGCCAGUGUAGGUAAUUUGAUUGUCAGCAUUUGCUUGUUAUUUGGAGCUUCGUGUGUGACAUUGUUUGACUCGGGGGCAACACAUUCCUUUGUAUCGAAGGCUUGUGUGGAGAAGCUUGAAUUAGUUGUUAGAGAGCUUCCAUGCGAUCUGGUGGUGUCUACACCAGUAGCUGGGUUGGUCAGGACGUCUAAUGUGUGUUCCGGAUGUCCUAUUGAGGUAGAGGGACGCAGGUUCAGAGUGAACCUUAUUUGCUUGCCUCUGUAG